AUGGCUGGCCGCGACACUUCAAGAGAUUACUACGCCAGUCAUAUACUCUAUUUGCCCAACCCGAUUGCCGGAGUUUUCCCUCCCUUACCCGCUACACCGGUUGCUCUAAUUCUUCUGCGUAGUUUACGUUUUGUAUAUGUAAAAUUAGUCAUAUAUCAGGCUAUCAUAAUCGUAGUAACCGUGGCUUUUGUGCAGAACUACAGAUCAGAAAAGGCUCUGGAGGCGCUAAAAAUGCUAAUGCCUCCACGGUGUUGCUGGUGA
Messenger RNA from Protopolystoma xenopodis, 261 nucleotides. The record is from the annotation of a GenBank genome assembly. NCBI's taxonomy places the organism in Eukaryota, Metazoa, Platyhelminthes, Monogenea, Polystomatidea, Polystomatidae.